GCUCCCAGUGAGCCGCAGCACCCUGGAGACCAAGCGACCCAAGAUCAGCUGGCACAGUACUAUUCAGAUCUGUAUCAGUAUAUCACCUUCAUCACCCGCCCAAGGUAA
Molecule: messenger RNA, 108 nt
Organism: Staurois parvus
Lineage: Eukaryota; Metazoa; Chordata; Amphibia; Anura; Ranidae
Source: the annotation of a GenBank genome assembly